UUCAGCCUUUGCGCGCGUUCAGCUCUUGGACAGACGUGAGUAAUCUGGUUAGAAGGCGAUGUACUGACAUCAUCCACGCGAGCAAGCACAUUACUCAACAAGAUGCAGAUCGUCGUGGUAACGGCGCUGAUCCUCAGCAUCCUAUUGCAAGCUGCCGUUGCCGUAGACGACGCCGAUCUCUUCUUCCCGAGAAAGAACAUCGACAACUAUGCUACUGCGGCGGCGAUGUCGGCAGCCGACCUCGGUGAGGUGUCCGUCUGCUUCUGGGUGCGGACGCGCGACACGACGACGGAUCUCACCGUGCUAUCGUACGGUGUCGAAGGUCAGGACAACGAGCUGGUCAUCUACAUGCCCGUCGGCAGCAUACGCUUCUACGUCGGCGGCCCGAAAAAGGAAGUGUCCGUUGAGCUGCGGGACGGACAGUGGCACCACGCAUGCGUGCUGUGGAGAAGGGUCGCCGGCCGCUGGGCGAUCUACAUCGACGGCAGCCUGGUGAAGCAAGGCAUCGCGCUGCACCCUAACGGUCGUCUGCGCAGCGGCGGCACGCUCGUUCUCGGACAGGAGCAGGACGUCGUCGGCGGCGGACUCGAUCCGACGCAGAGCUUCGUCGGCUCCAUCAGCGACCUGAACAUCUUCGGGCGGUCCCUGACGGCACACGACGUGGCGACCGUACGCGCAGCCUGCACUAACCGCGGCGACGUGCUCGCCUGGAGCGACAUCCUCGCCGACGUCCACGGCAGCGUGGCCGUCAUUCGGCCAUCUUCGCAUCCGUGCACCAACGGAGCGACAAAGACGGAUCCCCCAACACUACCGCAGGCGACAACAGCGAAGGCGUCGCCGGAACCUUAUCGGACACCACCACCACCAGCCACUGUGAAGUUAUCGCGAAGGGGUGGACCAUCAGUACUGCCGGCAAAUACUGUGAAAAUAUCGCGAGCGUAUCAACCAAUACAACCGUCUAGAAGUGCUGCAAGGGCAUCGGCUAGUCCUCACCCAAGAUAUCGAGCAGCAACUACUGGCAACGUGGAGCAUGAUUACACGCCUGCAGUACAUGUAACGCUGCCAGAGCGUUACCACUAUUACAGCCAUGCGGGAACAACAACAACAACUGAGGAACCAGAACAUUACUAUGGUUACGCGCGAGACAUACAACAACCAAGGAACCAGAAACAUUACUAUGGUUAGCGAGCGAGACAAACAACAACUGAGGAACCAGAACAUUACUAUGGUUACGGCGAGACAACAACAACUGAGGAACCAGAACAUUACUAUGGUUACGGCGAGACAACAACAACUGAGGAACCAGAACAUUACUAUGGUUACGGGCGAGACAACA
Messenger RNA from Priapulus caudatus, 1336 nucleotides. Its product is annotated as neuronal pentraxin-1-like. The record is from RefSeq and is a predicted model, not a curated record. NCBI's taxonomy places the organism in Eukaryota, Metazoa, Priapulida, Priapulimorpha, Priapulimorphida, Priapulidae. The coding region runs from base 103 to 1185 and encodes 360 amino acids. The transcript has 4 exons.